CAACAGCAACAUCACUGUCAUCAUGUUUGCGGCAAUGUGGAAUAAAACGUUUUGGAUGUUCUUUACGGUACGCGUUGCGUCAGUAUUUCUUGUCGCGAGCUGGUUCGUUCCCGAUGAGUACUGGCAAAGUCUCGAGGUGGCCCAUCGUCUUGCCUUCGGCUAUGGCCACAUGACCUGGGAAUGGGCAGCCGGUGUAAGAAGUUACGUGUACCCGGCCGUAUUUGGCGGCCUUUACAAACUGCUCGCCCUAUGCGGGUUAGACACGGUGGAACUGUUAACCGUUGCACCAAAGCUUCUUCAAGCAAGCCUUAGCGCGUACGCCGACUAUCGCUUUCACGUGUGGUGCAACCGAACGAAAUGGUCCACGUUUUUGCUCGUUACCUCCUGGUGCUGGUUCUACGUAGGAUCGCGCACGUUAGCCAACACGCUAGAAACCUCCCUCACCAUGAUUGCGCUCAGCCACUUCCCUUGGGCUUCCGAAUGUACGCGCUUCCUGUGGCCGGUAGCAUUGUCGUUCUUUAUCCGGCCGACUUCCGUCAUCCCGUGGGUACCGUUGUGCUUGUAUCACAUCAAAAAGUCAUCCCAUCCGACUUGGGAGUUACUGCUGAAGCGCUACCUACUGAUCGGCAUGCUGACGGGUGCGUUGUGCGUGAGCGUCGAUAGCUACUUCCACGGCUCGGUUGUCUUUACAUGCUACGAGUUCUUGAAGUAUAAUGUGCUGAAGGGCGUCGGAAGCUUCUACGGGGAGCAUCCAUGGUACUGGUAUGUGUAUGCCGGUUUGCCGACCGUGCUUGGCAUCUUUGUGUUGCCAUUCUUGCUAGCUGCGUACGACACCGUACGCCACCGGAAAGUGUACAAGGAAAGGGCCAUCUUGCUGGUUUCGGUAGGCUUCACCGUGCUGGUGUAUUCGUUACUGUCACACAAAGAAUUCCGCUUCCUGUUGCCAGUGUUGCCGAUGUGUUUGUACAUUACGGCCGAUUAUCUUGUCCGCUGGAGCCGGAAAGCUUCCAGCAAAAUGCUUUGGUUUGCCGCGUUGCUGAUUGUGUCGGUUAACGGGCUGAUGGCAGGAUACACAGGAUUCGUUCAUCAGCGGGGCACGCUGGACGUGAUGCCUUAUCUGGCUACUACCGCGAAAGACUAUCGAGAUGAGUUUAACAAUCCGGCCAAAAUUUUCUUCCUAAUGCCCUGCCAUUCGACACCGUUCUACAGUCACGUGCAUCAAAACGUAACGAUGCGUUUUCUGCACUGCGAACCGAAUCUAACCGAACAGCCCAACUAUCUCGACGAGGCGGAUCAGUUUUACGCGAAUCCGAUGAGCUGGAUAAGGAAAAAUUUGCCCGUCCAUCCAAUAAGCGCUUUACCCACGCAUGUGGUAGCGUUCGAUGUGCUGGAACCGGAAAUCAAAGAUUUUCUUUCGAUUUAUAAAGAAAAACAAUCCUUCUUCCACACCGACUAUCCGGCGGGACGUGUCGGAGGGAAUGUGAAGGUUUACGAACGGUUCGAUCGGAAUGCUGCAGCUGGUAAUAGCAAUAGUGGGACCACCACCAAGGCGACGACUAGUGCCCCAUCCUUGGAAGAGGACUACGAUCCUGAGUACAAUCCGUAA
Messenger RNA from Anopheles maculipalpis, 1606 nucleotides. It is a transcript of the gene PIG-B, whose product is annotated as GPI mannosyltransferase 3. The transcript is spliced from 3 exons. Gene Ontology annotation, molecular function: alpha-1,2-mannosyltransferase activity. The record is from RefSeq and is a predicted model, not a curated record. The coding region runs from base 23 to 1606 and encodes 527 amino acids. Gene Ontology annotation, cellular component: endoplasmic reticulum membrane. NCBI's taxonomy places the organism in Eukaryota, Metazoa, Arthropoda, Insecta, Diptera, Culicidae. Gene Ontology annotation, biological process: GPI anchor biosynthetic process.